UGGGACUUCUCUCCCCAGAAUAAUGCCGACGAUGGACGACAUCCUAGAACACAUAGGGGAAUUCAACUUUUUCCAGAAACAGACAUUUCUCUUCCUCGCUCUGCUCUCUGCCGCCUUCACCCCCAUCUACGUGGGCAUCGUCUUCCUGGCCUUCACCCCGGACCACCGCUGCCGGAGCCCCGGGGUGCCCGAGCUGAGCCGUCGAUGCGGCUGGAGCCUGGCCGAGGAGCUCAACUACACGGUGCCGGGCCCCGGGCCCGAGGGCCAGGCCUUCCCCCGCCAGUGCCGCCGCUAUGAGGUGGACUGGAACCAGAGUGCCCUCGGCUGCGUGGACCCGCUGGCCGGCCUGGCCGCCAACAGCAGCCUCCUGCCUCUGGGCCCCUGUCGGCACGGCUGGGUGUACGACACGCCCGGCUCCUCCAUCGUGACCGAGUUUAACCUAGUGUGUACCAACUCCUGGAUGCUGGACCUGUUUCAGUCGGCUGUGAAUGUAGGAUUUUUUAUCGGUUCUGUGGGUAUCGGCUACAUAGCAGACAGGUUUGGUCGUAAGCUCUGCCUCUUGAUUACAAUCCUCAUAAAUGCUUCAUCUGGAGUUCUCAUGGCUAUUUCCCCAAACUAUACAUGGAUGCUAAUUUUUCGCUUGAUCCAAGGACUGGUCAGCAAGGCAGGCUGGUUAAUAGGGUACAUCCUGAUUACAGAAUUUGUUGGGCUGAGCUACCGGAGAACAGUGGGGAUUCUUUACCAAGUGGCCUUCACGGUUGGGCUCCUGGUGCUUGCUGGGGUGGCAUACGUACUUCCGCACUGGAGGUGGCUGCAGUUCACAGUGACUCUGCCCAACUUCUGCUUCUUGCUCUAUUACUGGUGCGUACCUGAGUCUCCUAGGUGGUUGAUCUCCCAGAACAAAGACGCUAAAGCCAUGAAAAUCAUUAAGCACAUCGCAAAGAAAAAUGGAAAAUCUCUGCCUACCUCUCUUCAGAGCCUCGGAUCUGAUGAGGAAGUUGGCGAGAAGUUGAAUCCUUCGUUUCUCGACUUGGUCAGAACCCCUCAGAUAAGGAAACACACUUUGAUCUUGAUGUACAACUGGUUCACGAGCUCUGUCCUCUACCAGGGCCUCAUCAUGUACAUGGGCCUCGCCGGGAGCAACAUCUACCUGGACUUCCUCUACUCUGCCCUGGUCGAAUUCCCGGCCGCCCUUAUCAUCCUUGUCACGAUUGACCGCGUGGGUCGCCGUCAUCCAUGGGCGGCAUCAAAUAUGGUGGCAGGAGCAGCCUGUUUGGCCUCGGUUUUUAUCCCUGAGGAUCUACGCUGGCUAAGAGUUACCGUCGUAUGCUUGGGUAGAAUGGGGAUUACAAUGGCCUAUGAAAUGGUCUGCCUGGUCAAUGCGGAACUGUACCCCACAUGCAUCAGGAACCUUGGGGUCCUCGUCUGCUCUUCCAUGUGUGACAUCGGGGGCAUCAUCACGCCGUUCCUGGUCUACCGGCUCACCAGCAUCUGGCAUGAGCUUCCCCUGGUGGUUUUCGCUGUCGUUGGCCUGGUUGCUGGAGGACUGGUGCUAUUGCUCCCAGAGACCAAAGGGAAGACUUUGCCUGAGACCAUCGAGGAAGCUGAAAACAUGCAGAGACCAAGAAAAAACAAAGAAAAGAUGAUUUACCUCCAAGUCAAGAAGCUAGACACUCCACUAAACUAAGAAGAGAGAGCUGCUCUGGUUUGCUUCGAUUAAACAAGGCCAGAAUCAGAGAUUUCUACUCUCAUCACGAAGCCCAUACAACUCAACCUUACUUCUCUCUUCUCUUUGCUAACCUCGAUCAAUAACCAAAUGGAGUUUGCUGUGCUACUGUAUAAAAUCUGCCUAUGGGAUGAGGUCCCGCACUCUUCCCUUGCUUGAACACUUUCAAUGACCUCAUCUUACGUAGGUACCCUAAGAGGGAAUGCCUGUACUCCACUGGACCAGAUAUUUCCAAGGUAGAUGCUAGAAUGUCCCAAGGGGAGAAGUAAAAAGUCUGUCUAGGAAAGAGAUAGCUUACACAUGAAAAGAAUGUCAAGCUUUUGUAACUUAUAUCAGGAGAAAUCUGGCUAAGAGUUUAGGAAUGAAUUGUAAUGAUACUAGGCCCAGGAGGAUGAAACAUAAUAAUGGAUCGGAUCAAAUUUAUUGACAUGAGUGCUCUAAACCAAGAUUCUAGAUUUAGUGUGCUGGCCAGAGCAUCUAGCAUUAGCCCCAGCCGUUAGCAGACCAACAUGAGAAAAGAUAUAAGAGAGUUAUUUCCAUAAUUUGAAAUAAGUUGGACUUCUUAGGCAAGAACAGAAUCCAAGAGCCAUAAAGUGAAUGAUUGAUUGAUCAAUGUGACCACACAAAACAAGUCUAAAUUCAAUGAGGCUAGCUAUAUCACACACACCCCAAAAAUAAAUUUAAUGGAUGAGUGAUGGGUUUGGGAACAUAUUUGCCACAUAUAUAAAAUAUUCAAAAGGCUAAUAUCCAAAAGAAAUAAAGAGCUACUAAAAAUCAAUAAAGAAAAGACAAUCCUUUAGACAGACCAUUAGAAAAAAAUAAUGGUCCAAGAAUACAAAGUUAUUCAUAGAAGUAGCAUUAAAAAAUGGUUAAGUUAGGGACUUCCCUGGUGGUGCACUGGUUAAGAAUCCACCUGUCAGUGCAGGAGACAAGGGUUUGACCCCUGGUCUGGGAAGAUCCCACAUGCCGCGGAGCAACUAAGCCCGUGCGCCACAACUACUGAGCCUGCCCUCUAGAGCCCGCAAGCCACAACUACUGAGGCCACGUGCCACAACUACUGAAGCUCAUGCACCUAGAGCCCGUGCUUCACAACAAAGAGCAGCCCUUGCUCGACACAACUAGAGAAAACCCAUGCGCAGAAAGGAAGACCCAACGCAACCAAAAAUAAAUAAAUGAAUGAACAAAAAUAAAAUAAAACUUCAAAAAAAUGGUUAAGUUAUAUCAAAAAAGAUGUGCACCCUCACUGUUAGUCAGGGAAAUACAAAUAACAGUGAAAUAUUUUUCACUCAUCAGAUUAAUUAAUAAAAUUAAUAGAACUUAAUAAAAUCGGAAAUAUCAAGUAUGGAUGAGGAUAUGAAGAAACUUUCAUGCAUUGCUGGCAGGAGUAUUGAUUGGCACCUUCUUUAGGGAAGCGAUUUGGCAGUGUCCAUCAAUAGUAGAAAUGCACACGUCUGUGACCCAACAAUUUCACCCCUAGGUAUCUAUCUUUGAGAAACACAAAUGUGUACACAGAUGCAUCUCAGAGGUAUUCAUUGCAUCAUUUGUUGAUGACAGCAAAAGCUGGAAAUAACCAAAGUCCUUAACUAUGAGGAAUGCUUAAAUAAAUAUGGUAUAUCGACUUAACGGUUAAAAAGGAAUGAAAACGAUGUAUAUCUACUCCAUAGAAAGACCUCCAUGAUGAAGGGCAAAGGUGAGUUUUGGAAUAAUAAUGUAGGAAUGAUCGGAUGUACACCUACUAAUGAUCUAGGGGGAGGAGGAA
This is a messenger RNA of Lagenorhynchus albirostris (white-beaked dolphin), 3485 nucleotides long. RefSeq names its product solute carrier family 22 member 2 (gene SLC22A2). Gene Ontology annotation, cellular component: membrane. Lineage: Eukaryota; Metazoa; Chordata; Mammalia; Artiodactyla; Delphinidae. The coding region runs from base 23 to 1687 and encodes 554 amino acids. The record is from RefSeq and is a predicted model, not a curated record. Gene Ontology annotation, biological process: transmembrane transport. The transcript is spliced from 11 exons.